Messenger RNA from Darwinula stevensoni, 1140 nucleotides. NCBI's taxonomy places the organism in Eukaryota, Metazoa, Arthropoda, Ostracoda, Podocopida, Darwinulidae. The record is from the annotation of a GenBank genome assembly.
CCGCUCUGAAACCGGUCUGAAACCGACGGUGUUUCUCUCCACAGCUACCGCAAGGGAAAGCUGAUGCUCCUGGCCGCGAUCAUCUGCUGGAUCGUGUUCACCCUGGCGAUCGGGUUCGUCCAGCCCGGCGCCGUCACCUGCGUCAAUUGGAACCAGACCCAUAAGCAUCACUACAUCGCGAUCCCGGAAAUGGAGCCAGACGCGGAGACCUACGCGAAGCAGGACGCCGACUACGACGGCGAGAGCUACGACCGGCGCGACGAGAGCCGCCGGAAGCGGGAGGACUUGGGGGGCCUCCCCGGGGAGGACUGGGGGACCUCCCCGGGGAGGUGGCGGCGCUCGACGAAGCCCAGCAAGCCGAAGGAGCUCUACCCCGUCGGGGUCUCCCCGCACGAGGUGCUCUACGCGUCCAACUUCGACCGGGAGGCGCACAGCGGCUACAUCCGGCCGGCCAACUCCAACAUGGUCUUCACGGGCGACGACGUCCGGAAGGUGUUCUUCCUGCUGCUGCUGCUGGUGGUGAUCGGGGAGUGCCUGAGCAGUCCGGCCAUCACCCUGGCGGACUCGGCGGUGCUCACGAGCCUCGGGGAGGACCAGGACCACUACGGGUGGCAGAGGAUGUUCGGCAGCGUCGGGUGGGCCGUGUCCAUGUUCUUCUUGGGGAUCUCGUUGGACCAGGCGCGCGGUUUCACGGAUCAUCCGUGCGAGCCCUUCGCGAGGGAGAGGAAUUACACCAUCUGCUUCGCCGUCUUCUCCGUCUUGCAGGGUUGUGCGUUUAUCGCUGCGACACAAUUCCGGUUCGAAUACAAGGAGUCGGCCGAGGCGCUGUCUCUUCAGCAGGCGGAGAAACCGGUGGAAAAGGAAUACAAGUUUUCCCUCGAGGGCAACCCUUGCCCGGAGCCGGUGCCGGAGCCCGUGAAGCCGCCGCAGCCCGGAGACAUGGGAAAGGUGAGAGGCCUUCGGGGCUGGCGUCGGCAGCAGCGCGAUUGGCUGCAUCCCCGGGGAGGUGCGACCUCAUUGGUCGCCGCUCCUCGUGCAACUUCUGCAGCAGCCAAUCGCGUCGCGGCUUCCGUCACUCCGCCAAUCAAAACAUUUUUCAUCUCAGGAACAGUGUGCCGCUCUUGUCGACUCCGUUUCUAA